This is a messenger RNA of Zootermopsis nevadensis, 1706 nucleotides long. NCBI's taxonomy places the organism in Eukaryota, Metazoa, Arthropoda, Insecta, Blattodea, Termopsidae. The record is from RefSeq and is a predicted model, not a curated record.
UAACCUGCAAUCUAGUGGAUGAGAUGUAAACAAAGUUUGAUAGUUGUGGAUCAUGGCGGUUGUGAAGCACAAAGUUUAAAUUUUAAGAGAUUAAUAAGUACCAUAUUACGCAGACUUAAAGAACUGAAAUAAAUUAUCGAAGACAGGAUAAUGUCGGACAUUAAAUCCGUAAUAGCACUGCUGUGCAAACAUGUGAAACUUUCGUUUAAUGUGAACGUGAAGCCAGAACAUUUCAGAUUGUCAAAAUUCAACAAAACUGAAGACAGCUGCGUCUGUCAGAUGUGGGGAAUUCUUUAUAAGAUGUGUAAUGAAGUGUAUCCUCAUCUUUGUGAUGAUGAUGUUGUGAGUUUUGUAAAACUGAGUUUUGCUAUGAUGAAAUACAACAGCAUUGAAUUUUAUUGUCUUCCGCCGGAUAUGUCAUCAGGAAGCAGGGAGCUCCUAUUAGCAAUGGGCUGGCUAAUGCUUAUUUCAGAUGUUCUAGAAGUAUCCACCAAUAGGAAAUUAAGGGAAUCACCAAUGAGUAUGGAGUUUGAUGUUAAAGUGAAUCAGGAAACCAAAAGUGUUCCUUUACAGCCUGUGUUCAAGGCGGGAUCAUUGGAAAGUACUUUAAAUUCCAUUCUUUGGGCUGCUGGAAAAAUAAGGCACAAUGUGAACGCUAUUGCUGAAACUAAUCAGGCAAGAGUCACUUUUGCAAACCGGGUUCAUGAAAGUACUGUUAAUUCUAGUGGGUUACCUCAUCUGUCUGUCAUCGAAACAAAACUUGUUCGUUACCCUGAGCUUCUACCAGAAUAUCUGAAUAGCGUUAACGACAACAUCUUGCUCAUUGAUACUCACAGGCAGUGGCUUAAGAAGUGCUCUGUCUUCUGGGAAUGGAUGGAGACUGUUAUUGCUGAGAAACAGUCUGACCUUCAGAUAAAUCAACUCGGUGUUCAUGACAAGAGAAUUUUGGCUUGCGUUUUGGAUGCAUUGCGCCACAGGAUGAAAGCUUGUAUACUUCGGUGUCAGAGGGUAAGGAGCCGUAACGACACUUCUGCUUCAGAUGAGGAUACUGAUGGCGACACGUCGUCCUCGAUGCAUGACCCAUCAGCUCGAGGGCUGCCACGCUGCAUACUACAGGCAAAGGAGAAAGAUACUGAAAUGGAACUGUUGCUUACAGAUUCAGAAGUUCAGCUACAAGAAGUAAAGUCUUCAUACAAAAUAAAAAAAACAGCAAUUUUACAACAAAUUCAUGAACUUGCAAGACAAAUUGAAAAUGUCGCCGUACUGUUUCCACAUUCAUUGAAGUGAUCGUGUAUAAGAUUCAUUUAUAUUUGGUGAUCUCAGAGCUAGUUAUCACUUACAUACUGCCUUCAAAUAUUGUGCUGUGUGCCUGUUCUUCAUAACCCGUGUAAUUUAACAAAAUGAAGUCUUUUGCAUUCUGAUUGCAGCUAAGAAAAAUAUAGCAAGAACAUUGAAGAACACUGGAGAAACACUGUUGGCAUAAUAAAAACAAUCUAAAAUAAAUAAGGUAGUAAUGUCGGCUAUUUUUAUACUCAGAAUGCUGUGUCACCUCAGAAAUAGUCAUUUUAAUAGGUUAUUCUUCAUUUUUUAUUUGCUAAUUGUUUAGUAUUCUUGUGAAAUUGAACUUAAGUACAAAGUCUUAAACUUAAUGUCCUAUAAGCUUAAUACAAUUUCUUUGAAUGGUCAAAGAUGCUAUAUACGAGGUC